Molecule: messenger RNA, 1410 nt
Organism: Prunus armeniaca (apricot)
Lineage: Eukaryota; Viridiplantae; Streptophyta; Magnoliopsida; Rosales; Rosaceae
Source: the annotation of a GenBank genome assembly
AUGUCAAACAAGAACAUACAUAAGCUUUCACCUUUCUUUGUGCUGCACUCUUGGACUUCAUCCCCAAAGAGCUUGGUGGACAUCCCAGGUAGCUUGGGUUGGCCAAUUGUGGGAGAAAGCUUCUCAUUUAUAUCAGAGUUUUCAAGUCCAUCUGGUAUUUACAGCUUCGUGAACAAGAGGCAGCAGAGGUAUGGGAAAGUGUUCAAGACUAGUGUGUUGGGUAGAUUCACUGUGUUCAUGACUGGGAGGGAAGCAAGCAAGAUGUUGUUAGCAGGAAAAGAUGGGAUGGUGAGCUUAAACCUCUUCUACACAGGGCAGCAGGUGCUAGGGCCUACCAGCUUGCUCCAAACCACUGGAGAAGAACACAAGCGGCUUAGACGGUUGAUUGCAGAGCCCCUAUCCGUUGAUGGCCUUAAAAAAUAUUUUCAGUUCAUCAAUACUCUGGCAAUUGAGACAUUAGAACAGUGGCCCGGACGAACAGUUUUGGUUCUUGAAGAAGCUUCUACAUUCACUCUCAAAGUUAUCGGCAACAUGAUAAUGAGCUUGGAGCCUGCUGGUGAAGAGCAGGAGAAGUUUAGAUCCAAUUUUAAACUCAUCUCUUCCUCCUUUGCAUCCUUGCCAUUUAAAAUCCCGGGAACAGCUUUCCAUCGUGGUAUUCAGGCUCGAGAUAGGAUGUAUGCAAUGUUGGACUCAGUCAUUUCUAAAAGGAGAGGUGGAGGAGGCUUCCAAAAAGAUUUCUUAGAAUCACUGAUAAUGAAACAUAGCAAAGCAGCAGGGGAUGAAGAUGAUAAAGAUAAACUCACUGAUAAACAAUUGAAGGACAACAUAUUAACUCUGUUGGUUGCAGGUCAUGAUACUACAACUGCUGCUCUCACAUGGCUUAUUAAGUUCCUUGGAGAAAACCCUUCUGUUCUGGAACAACUAAGAGAUGAGCAUCGACAAAUUCAGUCAAACCGAGAAAAUGGAGCAAAUCUAACAUGGGAUGAAGUUAACAACAUGCCUUACACCGCCAAAGUAAUCAAUGAAACUCUUAGAAGAGCCACUAUAUUGCCUUGGAAUUCAAGAAAAGCUGCCCAGAAUUUCGAGAUUGAUGGAUACAAAAUAGAGAAAGGCUGGUCUGUUAACUUGGAUGUUGUCUCCAUUCACCAUGACCCAGAAGUCUUUCCCAAUCCUCAAAAGUUUGAUCCCUCUAGGUUUGAUGCACCCCUAAAGCCUUUUAGCUUCCUUGGAUUUGGUAGCGGACAGCGAAUGUGCCCCGGAAUCAACCUGGCCAAGCUCGAAAUCUCAGUGUUCAUUCAUCACCUGGUCUGCAGAUACAAGUGGAUUCCUCUGGAGAAAGACGACUCGGUCCAGCCAACUCUUGUAAGGAUGCCGAAAAACAAGUAUCCGAUUGUAGUUGAGUCACUUUGA